AUGUCAGCUCCCGCCAGUAACCCCAACCCUCCCAAGAAACGCAAACUAUCUGUUAUCUCCUCCUCUGAUGCCGAGGAUGUAGAAGAAGCCUCCGUCGCAUCUAGACAAAUACCUAACGAGGAUCCCUUGUCAGAAGGACAAAACAGCAGCGCUGAUAGAGAAGGUCAGAAUGUUUCAGAGUUCUCACAGAUGCUCCAUCAGGAGGGCCAUGAGUCUACUAGGAAGCCUAACCGCCUGCAUACCCUCGGUCCCCUGGAUUCUAAGAGAAUGGGAUGGAAAACAGGUGCUGAAACCGGUUUGAACCUGUCUGGCUUGGCUGCAAACCACAAGAGGAAAAAGAUGGAUGUUGGUAAGCUUCUGGCCUUGAUCCAAGAGCGCCCCCAGCUCUGGGACACCCGGUGUGAUGAAUACCACGAUAAAAUGUUGAAGGUGCGUGGCUGGGAUGAGGUGACCCAGGAGAUGUUGGCCCGAGAGUGGGAGAAGGGCAAUUCUGCCAAACGCAGAAAAUUAGUCCAACGUGUGAAGACCCGCUGGCAGUCCUGCCGAGACCAGUACCGGCGGGAACGUGUGCACGGCCUUGGACGUAGUGGCGAGGGUGGCCGUCGGAAGAAGCCCUAUGUCUACACCCGGCAACUGAACUUCUUGAGGCCAGUGCUGGAUGUGAGGACCACUGUUGACAGCCUGGAGCCACAGAGGGAAACUGGCAACACCAGCAGUGAGUCGGACCAGGCAGCGUAUGGGCAGGACUCCCCUCGUCCUGGGGAGCAGGAGGUGGAACCUGUCCAGCAGCUGCCAGAUGAAGAGAGGGAGGAGUCCUCUGCUCUGGAAGGAGCAUCUAGAGCCCUUGAAUCCAGUCCCCAGCCCCGAAGGAGACAGCGACGCAGGAGAAGGGUGGCACCUCCGAACCCUGAUUCUGCCGCAAAUAGUCAGGCACAGGUACAGACUCAGGUGCUUGAGUAUUUGCGGCAGAGACAUUUAGAAGGGAGUGAGGAGAGGAUGCUAAGCGGGCUUGCUCAUCUUUUUAAAGAGCUGCCCGCAUAUAAGCAAACCCUCUUUGUGGAUAUAAUGACCUCGGUUUUGACAAUUUUCAAAACACCUUUGGAUCCACAUGAGGUUGUGUGUUGUGUGGAUAAUCUCAAAAACCGUGCUUUCAGGUUAUGCCCACAACCACAACCAGGGCACAGCAUGGUCCCUCAACAUGCUAGGCCCAGCUCAGCUUCACAGCCUCUUUUUUCCCAGGAGCAGCCAUUUAUGCCCCAUCAAAGUUUACCUGGCCCAGUCACCUACCCACCCCAAAGUCAUGUGGCUGCCCCUAAUCACCAGGGGCAAGGUCCUUUUACCCAGGAACUUUUCAACAUAUAA
Molecule: messenger RNA, 1362 nt
Organism: Bufo bufo (common toad)
Lineage: Eukaryota; Metazoa; Chordata; Amphibia; Anura; Bufonidae
Exons: 5
Coding region: 1-1362 (453 amino acids)
Biological process (GO): regulation of transcription by RNA polymerase II
Cellular component (GO): transcription regulator complex; nucleus
Source: RefSeq, a predicted model, not a curated record